Rhipicephalus microplus (southern cattle tick) is the source of this 456-nucleotide messenger RNA. RefSeq names its product beta-1,4-N-acetylgalactosaminyltransferase bre-4. Lineage: Eukaryota; Metazoa; Arthropoda; Arachnida; Ixodida; Ixodidae. Gene Ontology annotation, cellular component: Golgi apparatus. Gene Ontology annotation, molecular function: galactosyltransferase activity; N-acetyl-beta-glucosaminyl-derivative 4-beta-N-acetylgalactosaminyltransferase activity. Gene Ontology annotation, biological process: carbohydrate metabolic process; glycosphingolipid biosynthetic process. The record is from RefSeq and is a predicted model, not a curated record.
AUAGUGGUGCCCUACCGGGACCGGCUGAGCAACCUGCAAGCCUUCCUGCAACACAUGCACCCGUUUCUCCAGAGCCAGCAGCUCGAUUACGCCAUAUACCUCGUUGAGCAGAACGGCACGGGAGACUUCAAUCGCGCGAAGCUGCUCAACGUGGGCUACGACAUUGCCAAGGCAAUGGACGACCACAACUGCUUCAUCUUCCACGACGUAGAUUUGCUGCCGGAGAACAGGCGCAACGAGUACGCUUGCAAGGACGAAGGGCCGUUCCACAUGUCCGCUUGCACCGACAUCAUGAAAUACAAGCCGUUCUACGAGACAAUCUUUGGAGGAGCGAGUGCCGUGCGCAGCGACCACAUGGAGAAGGUCAACGGCUUCUCAAACGUGUUCUGGGGAUGGGGCGGCGAAGACGACGACAUGUCCAUCAGGUACUUUAAGGAAGAUCGAACGCCGCCAUGA